Sphaerodactylus townsendi is the source of this 2053-nucleotide messenger RNA. It is a transcript of the gene NLGN2, whose product is annotated as neuroligin 2. Gene Ontology annotation, biological process: presynaptic membrane assembly; neuron cell-cell adhesion; synaptic vesicle endocytosis. Gene Ontology annotation, molecular function: neurexin family protein binding; signaling receptor activity. Lineage: Eukaryota; Metazoa; Chordata; Lepidosauria; Squamata; Sphaerodactylidae. Gene Ontology annotation, cellular component: postsynaptic specialization membrane; synapse; cell surface. The record is from RefSeq and is a predicted model, not a curated record.
CCGAGACAGCGGGAAGAAACCAGUCAUGCUCUUCAUCCAUGGCGGAUCCUACAUGGAGGGAACAGGGAACAUGUUCGCCGGCGGCAGCCGCCUUUGGCUGCGCACGGCAACGCGAUUACUGUCGCCACUAUGAACUACCGCUUCGGCGCAUGCCGGGCUUCAUGAGCACCGGGGACCAAUCUGCCAAAGGAAACUAUGGCCUCCUGGACCAGAUUCAGGCCUUGCGGUGGCUGAACGAGAACAUCGGCCACUUUGGGGGAGACCCCGAGCGGAUCACCAUCUUCGGCUCGGGGGCCGGGGCCUCGUGCGUCAACCUUCUCAUCCUGUCUCACCACUCAGAAGGUCUGUUCCAGAAAGCCAUCGCUCAGAGCGGCACCGCCAUUUCCAGUUGGUCAGUGAAUUACCAGCCUCUCAAAUACACCCGGAUGCUGGCCUCCAAGGUGGGCUGCGACCACAUGGACACAGGGGACACAGUCGAAAGUGCUCUCGGGCGCUGAAGCCCAAUGAGCUAUCGGCUUCCAUCAGACAUUAUCCGUUUCAGCCUCCGCUAUCACAUCGCUGGCUGGGUUCCGGUCGUGGACGGGGACGUGGUCCCGGAUGACCCGGAGAUCCUGAUGCAGCAGGGCGAGUUCCUCAACUACGACAUCCUCAUCGGCGUCAACCAGGGGGAAGGCUUGAAGUUCGUGGAAGACUCCAUGGAGAACGAGGACGGCAUCUCCGCCAGCUACUUCGACUUCACCAUCUCCAACUUUGUGGACAACCUCUACGGCUACCCAGAAGGCAAAGACAUCUUGCGGGAGACCAUCAAGUUCAUGUACACGGACUGGGCUGACCGGGACAACGGCGAGAUGCGCCGCAAGACCCUCCUGGCGCUGUUCACUGACCACCAGUGGGUGGCGCCUGCCGUAGCCACCGCCAAGCUUCAUGCGGAGUAUCAGUCGCCGGUCUACUUCUACACCUUCUACCACCACUGCCAGAUCUGACACCCGCCCGCCGAAAGUGGGCUUGAUGUCGCCUACGGGGACGGUGGUGGUGGUGGUGGUAAGAUCCCUAUCGCUCUCGGGUGCUCCAUGAUCGGGCGCUCACAGACCUUCUUUCCUUGCAACUUUCCCAAGAACGAUAAAUCAUGCUGAGCUACUGCGUGGUCGCGACCCAUACUGAACUCCAAUUUUGCCAAAACCGGGGACCCCAACCAACCGGUCCCGCAGGACACCAAGUUCAUCCACACGAAGCCCAACCGCUUUGAAGAGGUGGUGUGGACCAAGUUCAACACGAAGGACAAGCAGUACCUGCACAUCGGCCUGAAGCCCCGGGUGAGGGACAACUACCGAGCCAACAAGGUGGCCUUCUGGCUGGAACUGGUGCCCCCCACCUUCCACCAACCCUCCCACGAAGCCCCCCGCGACACGUCGACCACACGACAUUAAUUUUAAUUCACGCGCGUGAUCCCUCCCUCAGUCACGGCACCUCGACAUGGCGCCAGCACCGCACGCGUGGGGCCCAGCACCACACGCCGGCCGAUCCCGACCCUCCCUCCGGACGAAGACGACACGGGCCGGUCGCAGCACUACGUCCCCUUCCCAGGGGACUCGCGGGACUAUUCCACCGAGCUGAGCGUCACCGUGGCCGUCGGGGCCUCCCUGCUCUUCCUCAACAUCCUGGCCUUCGCCGCCCUCUAUUACAAGCGGGACAAGCGGCACGAGUUGCGGAGCGGGCGGCGCCUCAGCCCCCAGCGCAACGCGGCCAACGACCUUGUCCACGGGGGACAAGAGGAGGAGAUCAUGUCCCUGCAAAUCAAACACUCGGAGCACGACGCCCACGACCUGGAGCCUCUGCGGCCCCACGAGAUCUUACGCCCCGCCUGCCCUCCCGACUACACACUGGCCCUGCGCCGGGCACCGGACGACGUCCCCCUGAUGACCCCCAACACCAUUACCAUGAUCCCCAGCACCAUCUCGGGGAUGCAGGCUUUGCACCCGUUCAACACCUUCCCCACCGGACACAAUAACACCCUCCCCCACCCUCACUCCACCACCCGUGUAUAGUUGCUCUC